Molecule: messenger RNA, 882 nt
Organism: Lolium perenne
Lineage: Eukaryota; Viridiplantae; Streptophyta; Magnoliopsida; Poales; Poaceae
Source: RefSeq, a predicted model, not a curated record
AUGUCUCUCUUAUGGCCGGCACUUGGUGCCCACUCCCCACCCCUCAAGCCCACCUCAAUCUGGCCCGCACUACACCCCUCCCUGGACUUCCCUUUCCCCUCCAACUCGGCCCAAGGCCAGCCACAAAGCCCACCCGAAACUCUGGCCACGGACGUGCUCAACCUGGACACCCUCCCGCACGCGCGCAGUCACCAGGCGAGCAGCGACGCCUCGACGCCCGCCCUCGCCUCGGAAAACGCCGCCUCCUCGUAUCCCUCCCUCGACGCCUCGAGAGCCCGCACGCCCUCGACUCCCUCCCGCUCGCUGCCACCGUCCCCCUCGCGGGAUUGGCCGAGCCGCCGCCCGUCGCCCGUCCCUUGCCCUCCCUGGCCUAUAAAAACCCACCCCCGCACCCACUCCGCCCACACACCACCCCACUCCUUCCCCUCCACCUCCACACUCUCCCUGGAGAGCACCCAGGGCGCUGCUCUGGGCUGCUGCUCGUUGCAGCGGCGGAGCCCUGCCCCGGUGAUCACCGCCGUUGGAGAAGACGGGGAGGACGCUCGGACGCCGCCGCUCCACAACCUGCUGCCGGACGCCGUGAAGAGGACGGUGUUGCCGGAGACCAGGGAGAAGAAGAAGGCGCCGCCCGCCCGUUCUGCGACACCGCCGACCACCCUCGACCUCGCCGCCGGGAAGCAGACACCGCCGGUGAGCCCCAUGGCCGUCCCCGCCCCUUCUCUGCCCAAUCCGGCCGCCCUGGUCGCGUUCCGCGCUCGCGUGGAGGAGACGAUGGCCAUGGGCCAUCGGAUCCCCAUCCGACGCCUGCAUGGGCCAUGCAGGCCAGACUAUGAGGAGGAUUUCGAAGAUGAUGGUGGUUAUCAGGACGACUAUGCGACUUAG